Molecule: messenger RNA, 3540 nt
Organism: Exophiala spinifera
Lineage: Eukaryota; Fungi; Ascomycota; Eurotiomycetes; Chaetothyriales; Herpotrichiellaceae
Exons: 2
Coding region: 1-3540 (1179 amino acids)
Molecular function (GO): nucleic acid binding
Source: RefSeq, a predicted model, not a curated record
AUGACCCGACCAAGUACACUGAAUAUUGUGCCGAAAGUGUAUGCUCCUAAGUCAAGGCCUGACCGUCAAGUGUAUAUUCAAGGCUACCCGUAUCGGCAUGAUUUUCACACCAUUGCACCUCUAGCUGUCUCACAAGGCCACAAAGUCCACAGUUCGACUGCCAAACUUGCGAACAGGUCUCCUCCUCUUCCUCCUCCGCCCCCUUCUGCAGGCAAUGUAUCCCUUCCUCCAGCACCUAUUGCACCUUCUCUUAUCGGAGUUUCAAGGGGACCUCCCGCGCUCGGGAAUCGAAGGAAGGCAGGGAUUUCAGGUGACGAUAAGCGGUCGGCUCCUCACAAUCCCUCCCAGGAGAUGCGACGGCAAAAGGACCUAGAAGAAGCCUUCUCACAAUUGCAAGAUCGUAUAGCACAGGCUAUACUAAGGCUGGAUCGUUUCGACCAAGAGCUUACUGCAUGGAAAGAUAACGAUGUCAUUGGCAAAGAGUUACACCUGGCGAGGAGAGAUGCGCGACAGCAAUACAUACAAGACCUGGCUGUUACGAGGGCGAAGGAUCUGGUGCUCCCACUAGAAACCCACAUGAACAGCAUAUGUUACGGCGUCGAUACGAUUGGACGAGACCUGGCCAGCGAAUACGAAAACAUGCGGGCCUAUAGACGCCAAUUGGUGGCUGACAUGGAAGAGACUGUUGCACAGCUGGAGAAUAUGCACCGCGAAGAUUCCGUGGAUGUUUUGUUGCAAGAGUCUGGACAUCUGUUCAGCGAUUUGACUCGCAUGAGUAUUUCCGCAAGCGACCUGAUAGGGAUCUGUGAGGGACUGCAAAACCGGGGCUUGUGGGAAAGCAAUGAAGACGUGCGGUUCUGGAGGGAAUAUAGCCCCAUGGGAGGGAAGACUCCAAGGAUCAAGCAUGCUCUGACCGAAAUGAUCGACCUGCGGCCCAAGCUGGACAUCAAUGCAGGAGCGAUUUCUUUGGAAGUCCACAUUCUCCGGAAAAUCAGGAGAAGCCGCCUUAGCUAUGCACGCCACCCAGAACUCUUCCAACAUCUCUUCCACGACCUCAAGUUUUACAUUACCCUAAACCAGAUUGCCAGUUCCUCGAGUGCGAUUUUCCACGAGGCACGGAAUUUUGGUUUCUGGGUACAUUCGUCAUUUUCUGUCAAAACUAGUCGAAAGGUGUACCGGAGAUGGUCUGACAUCCGCCUGUGGCUCCUCAUAACAAAAAUUGCUCGAGGAGCUUCAACUUUGAAAGAAUACUAUUGGAGCCAUCUCCGCGGCUUUAAGUUGUUUGUCCUCAACUCGAACUCCCUUGACCUCCCUCUCCAGCUCGCACAAGUGUCGGACUUCGGACCGUUCACGGUAUGCCUAUUCAGAUUUAAUGAUAUACUCAAACUCCUUAAUGACUUCAAAGCCGACAUGGAAACAUUCAGGAAGUUCAAUCCACAAUUUGAGAACGAAGUGGAACAACGGCCAGCUCUGAGUCGUUUUCUUGAAAACCGUGAGUGGUUCUGGAAAGCCACACACACCGUGAGGAGCGGAUUUUGGCGUGACUUGGAAGCUGCCGUUCAUUGGAAAACUGUUGCAAAUCUAUGCCUUGGCCUUGUCCCGCGACCAGUCAGUCGCAGCUUGAUGCGAGUGCCUGAGGAUCUCGAUUCGGUAGACCAAGGGCCGGCGGUGAGCCAUGUACCUGUCGUUGGGUUCAUAGAUCAUCGAUUCCAACCUUCCGGGUAUCUCUACCCUCAAGGGUCGCCUGUUCCUGUCAAGUAUAUCACCUCGCUUGCGAGGGCAUCAACGGUCGUUCGAGAUCUUUCGAAGAACAGAGUCGUUGCUCUUGACCUGAUCAUGAAGGAUGCAUCCGAAGCGAGACCUGUGUCAUCAACUUAUGGUGCUCUCCGCGCCUUAUCCUCUUCAGGCCGCCUGCCAUUUGAUUUUGUGGUCAUUACGACUAAGAAUGAAGUGGCAAUCUUUGACAUUGCGUAUCUGGGUCCCAUAGAAGUCAUCUGGGCAGGCUUAUUCGAGCCGAUUCUUGACAAUGAAUCUAUACUGAAAGUUGGCUUCAACAUCGAGCACCAGAAACGACUCCUUUCAGAAUAUCUCUUUCACAGGCUCACCCGAUACCAUGAUCUCCGGCUCCAAUCUCCAAACCACAUUGGAAGAUCACCGCCACCUAUCGAUCCCUCAUUGGCCGGUAAGAGUUCAGGCGCUUAUUCUCAGAAGUCAGACUUCGCGAAGGAUCAAGGAGCUGCGCCCCCGAAUCCAUCCCGCUUCUUUCACAAUCUGGCUUCGACUGGCUUCGCGGCCUUGAGGAUGUAUGAUUCUGCCUGUAAAGCCAGACACACUGGUGUAGUAUCAUCCACAGAGAACGGAGGGCAAAGCCUAUCCCUUGAUCUCGGGCCCGUCCUAAUAUACGCUGACACUCGUCCGCCUGUGCGUACCAUGCACAGGGAGCUGAGCCUACCAUAUGUGGAACGUAAAAGAACUCUGCUAAGCCUAGGAAGGGCAAUGGCAAAGACGAUGUAUGAGAACGAUCUCCACACGAAAGAUCUGCCAUGGCUGGCCAAAAGCCUUCCAGCCUCAGUCAGACAGACCUACGUUGAGAAAGACUGUGAUCUGCAUGCGUACGUGCUUUUCACCACAUUCCAUGAGAACCUAGAGACAAUCGCCAGGUAUCUUGAAGUCGAAGAUGUUGUCUCGAGAAUCCUUGCCGCAGCUGAACGAUAUCAGCUACCCCUUCUUGAUAUUGAUCGGACCUACCUCACCGAUUUGAGAGGCUUCAGCUCUGCGCCAAGCACCGAGAUUGAAGUUGUAGGGAGGGUCAGAAGUCUGGCCCAGAAGAAAUCCUCUCGGAGACGAAGAGGGGAAGUUGGAAGUCUGUCAGUAGACACGGAAGCGAAGAUAGAUGAGACUCUGAACGAGGAGCCCAUUCUACCUGGAACCACGUCUCAGACACAGGCCGCACCACACGAGGUUUCACCUGCAAACCUGCCCGUGUCAAUGGCCUUGAAGAAGAAAAGAACCAAACGAACGCAGAACGUCGCACGCAGAAACUUGGAUGACAUGAAGGAUUCGCCGAAAAAGAGGACGGCAGGCGGCCUUACUUCUGGAACAACAAGUACGCAGUCAGCGGCACCUACCUCCCCUAAAGAGCGCAAGAUGAGGAUCCCACUGAUGCCUGAGACGGGACCGCCAACACGAUUCAGCAGUUUUGCCACCGCAACGACCCAGUCGCCUAAACGACGAACAACCUUGAAGUCUAAAGUCCCCCGCGAGGCGAAAGCAGAGGUCGCUGCUUCUCCUGACUCGGCUGGAACCAAGUCACCACCCAGAUCGGUGUUGUUCUCACCGUUAUGGACCAAGGCCAAGGAUGAUGUCCCUCGAGAAUCCGGGCAAGCGGCGGCGUCGUCGUCGGCAAAGACAGUGCACAAAACACGACACACGGCGAGGAAGGCGGGUCAAUCUAGGCUUACCGAUCGCAAUCCACGACAGGCUUUUCUCAAAAGAACAGGGACGAGCUCUGAUCAAGCGCGAUAUCCGCCUUCGCUGUGA